Messenger RNA from Prunus persica (peach), 2609 nucleotides. Its product is annotated as F-box protein CPR30. Gene Ontology annotation, molecular function: protein binding. The record is from RefSeq and is a predicted model, not a curated record. NCBI's taxonomy places the organism in Eukaryota, Viridiplantae, Streptophyta, Magnoliopsida, Rosales, Rosaceae. The transcript is spliced from 2 exons. The coding region runs from base 495 to 1739 and encodes 414 amino acids.
GGCCUGGGUUUAAAAAUAAAAAAAAAACACCUAAUGGCCUUGUGGAGAUAAAGUUACAUUACAGAAACCAAGCGUUCCAAGAAAAAGAAGGGGUCAAAAUAGAAAUUAGACACAAUUAUGGCGAAAAAUGAAAAUUUCGACAAUAAAAAAUUGUUCCCGCGAAGCUUAUGCAGUUCAUAAACCCAUAAACCAUAGAUAAACUUUCAUCAAGCUUUUAAUUUGGUACGGAGCUUUAGACGCAGGCAGGCAAUCUCAGGCUCAGCAUAUAAAUAGAGAAGAGAGGUCCCUAUGAUCUGUUAGGGUUUGGGCCGACGCCUCUCUCUCCCCUCACUAUCAUGUACGGAAAAGAAUGUCUUAGAAGCUAGGGUUCUACGCUUUUCUGCUUCACUCUUCUUCUCUAGCACAGCACAUGCACAAGAACGAGACGCAUCCUCAGCUUCGGCUCUGCUCAUCAGGACCAGAAAUUUUGGUAUAACUGUCUGGAUGUGAAAGACAUGGAUGACAUACAAAAUAUCACACAAGGGAUGCACGAAUUGAAAUUUGGAGAGAUGGCAGGCUCUUUUCCUCAGGAAAUCAUACAAGAGAUCCUAAUUAGACUGCCCGUUAAAUCUCUGAUCAAAUGCACCUGUGUGUGCAAGACAUGGAAGUCCAUGAUCAUAAACCCAAGCUUUAUUCGCACCCACGUCAGCCCAGCAGUCCAGUUUGUUAACCAGAAUGACAUUCACCUACUACUCCACAGAGUUUUUGGUUUGCAGAUGACCACCUUCUUCGGCCAAACGGUCAUGUACAAGGUAAAUGACGAGGUUCUCUCUGUGCAUUAUGAUAACCAGGCUUUUGACCACUACUCCAAGAUAGAAUUUCCAAUUGCUACCCAGGGAAAAAAGCACAACUCAUAUAUUCGUGUGGUCGGCAUUUGUGAUGGGCUAUUCUGCCUUGCGGAUGAUAUGUUCCGUUAUUGUUACAACUUCUUCAUAUGGAACCCAGCCAUUAGAAAAUUAGUGACCAUUCCCUGGCCUAAUGUUAGAUUUGAUACCCAUGCUGGGUACGAUGCUUCAAUUGGAUUUGGUUUUGAUGCUAUGACCAAUAACUAUAAGGUUGUGCGAGUUGUCACUUUAUUGGAUCAACGUGGGACACCAACUCUCGCUGAGGUUUAUUCCCUGGCCACUGGCACAUGGACCAGUCUUGGUUGUGUUUCUCCUACCUGUCUAACAGAUGGACGUGCAUCUAGUGUUUUUUUCAAUGGGGUUCUUCAUUGGCCUGUAUUCUGUAAGACAAAUGGUGAUCUUUACUAUUUUAUAUUGACAUUUCACCUGGGCAAGGAGGUCUUCCGUAAGAUGCCUAUGCCGAAGAUUAUCAAAUGGAAAUUCGACUUGGGAAUGCAAUUGUCUGUUUCAGAUAACAGAAAAUCUAUUGCUCUGUUCACGAUGGAUAACAGGUUUGAAGAUUCUUUUCUUGAGAUAUGGGUGAUGAAAGAGUAUGGCAUAAAGGAGUCAUGGACCAAAUUGAUUACUCUUGGUCCACAAGUUCCGGAGAGACUUUUACCCAGGGCCUUAUGUUUUAGGAAGAGUGGUGAAGUACUGGUGCUUCUCGCUGACAAAUCAAGGCAGGAACUAGUAUCACUAGACCUUGAGAGCAAGCAGUUUAAAAAUCUUGGGAUUUCUGGAUAUCAAUAUUGCAAUGUUGGUUUUUAUAAAGAGAGCCUCCUCUUACUCGACAAGAGCGAUGCAGAGUCUUACUAAGAGGAAGAACAGUUAAUGUUAUUAUACUGUUGAGGACAGAACAUUGCUUUUCAAGAAAAUUUUAAUUCUUUGUUUGCCAGAUUUUUAUGUUCAUUAAAAGCCUGAUUGGUGAAUAAACUUCUGUGCGUUCUUUGUUAUGUUUUGACUUGUUGUGGGUUCUUUUUGUCAGCUGAUUGUCUUUCUUGCUUCUAUUGCUAGAACACAACUUGUGACUAAAGUCAACUUAGCUCUCAUGCAAACUCAAUUUGGAUAUCAAAAAGUUGAAGACAUUAUAAUUAUAAUAAUAUCAACUCAGCUCUCAUGUAAACACGGUUAGACUGGUCUUUUAUGAGUUCUUUUAGUUUUUGACUUACGUGACAACAAAUUAGUAUGACUUUAGUCGGUGGACUGAUGAUGCUUGCUGCUACUGUUAUGAAGUUUGCGUAUUCAUUUACAUGGUUUAAUUUGCUGCUGUAAUAGGAUUGUGCAAUAGUUCAUUCAUUAAUUCCAUGUCCAAGGUUCUCAUUUGUAAAAUAGGCCCUUUUACAAUCUAGCUUUCAUUGAUGUAAGCAUGAAGAGGAAGUUUCGUGCUUAAGCAUUGAUUAACCUAGUACUUUUCUUGUUUUCUUUUGUUGCAGAUUUGUAGAGCCGCAACGUCCUCUACCCGACGCCAUUCUCUUGUUAUCUCAUAUGCUAACAUAUUUUUGUUUUCUUGGUUAUUGUGUUGCAGAUUUGUAGGGCAGUAGGGUUGUGUGCCUGAUGUGGUGGUGUAUGGAACUUGUUAUCUGUAGUGCUGAUAUGCUUUCUGUAGUAGUUGUUGGACUAUUUAUUCUUCAGCUUUUGAAAAACUAUAAUGGAACUAUGGAAGUAUCUAUCUAGUUACUAAUUUCA